AGCGCACCUGCCCCGCCUCCGCCAGGCGGGCCGCGGGGCAUGCAGCGGACCGGGGGCGGGGCUCCGAGGCCCGGGCGCUACCACGGGCUCCCAGGUAGCCUUCGCCAGCCAGACCCCGCCACCCUCCUGAUGCUGCUCGUGGACGCCGAUCGGCCGGAGCCCGUGCGCAGCGGAGCGCGCGAGCUCGCGCUCUUCCUGACCCCCGAGGCUGGGGCCGAGGCGAAGGAGGUGGAGGAGACCAUCGAGGGCAUGCUCCUCAGGCUGGAAGAGUUUUGCAGCCUGGCUGACCUGAUCAGGAGUGAUACUUCACAGAUCCUGGAGGAAAAUAUCCCAGUCCUUAAGGCCAAACUGACAGAAAUGCGUGGCAUCUACGCCAAAGUGGACCGGCUAGAGGCCUUCGUCAAGAUGGUUGGACACCACGUCGCCUUCCUGGAAGCAGACGUGCUUCAGGCUGAGCGGGACCAUGGGGCCUUCCCGCAGGCCCUGCGGAGGUGGCUGGGAUCCGCAGGGCUCCCCUCCUUCAGGAACAAGUUACCUGCACCGGUGCCCGUGACGUAUGAGCUGCCCACACUGUAUAGGACGGAGGACUAUUUUCCUGUGGACGCCGGGGAGGCACAGCACCACCCCCGCACCUGCCCUCGGCCUUUAUGAGUUUCCUGCUAUUGUCCUAACACUCCGGAUUUCUCACGGUGGCUUCAACCUGCAGUGGGUAUUUCUGGAAUUCCUCGAAGAGCCAAGAACACACAGAUAAUUCCCCUAUGCACAUACAGGACUGAACUGUAGACCUGCAUUAGAAUUUCAAGAUAAUCUGCCUGGGCAAGGUGACUCAUGCCUGUAAUCCCAGCACCUUGGGAGGCUGAGGCAGGAGGGUGGCUUAUGCACAGGGGGUUCAAGACUGCAGUGAGCCGUGAUUGUUCUGCUGCACCCUAGCAUGUAUAACAGAGCAAGACCCUGUCCCCCACACCCCAAAAAAGUUUUUCAAGGAAGCCUAAAAUAAUGAACCUGGCAAGAUAGAGUAGAGGCCAGGUGCAGCGGCUCAUGCCUGUGAUCCCAGCACUUUGGGAGGCCGAGGUGGGCAGAUCGCUUAAGCCCAGGAGUUUGACACCAGCCUGGGCAACAUAAUGAGACCAUAUCUCUACCAAAAUACAAAAAUUAGCUGGGCGCACUGGUGCACAUCUGUGGUCCCAGCUACUUGGGAGGCUGAGGUGGGAGGAUUGCUUGAGCCUGGGAGGUUGAGGCUGCAGUGAGCCAUGAUUAUGCCACUGCACUCUAGCCUGGGUAACCGAGCGAGAUCUUGGCUAAAAAUGUUUUUAAAAAUUAAAAACAGAAAAGCAAGGAAAUAGUUUAGGACAAUUUUUGGAAUUCAAAGAUAUAGGUAGACCCCUUGUUUCUGGAAAAGUCAGCAUUUUUCUUUUCUUCUUUUUUUUUUUUGAGAUGGAGUCUCACUCUGUCACCCAGGCUGUAGUGCAGUGGCGCAAUCUUGGCUCACUGCAACCUCCGCCUCCCGAGUUCAAGCUAUUUUCCUGCCUCAGCCUCCCAGGGAGCUGGGAUUACAGGAGCACACCACCACGCCCGGCUAAUUUUUGUAUUUUUAGUAGAGGUGGGGUUUCGUCGUGUUGGCCAGGCUGGUCUCGAACUCCUGACCUCAGGUGAUCAUCCUACUUUGGCCUCCCAAGGUGCUGGGAUUACAGGUGUGAGCCACCAUGCCCGGCCAGCAUUUUUUUAUUGAGGUAACUUUUACAAUUUUUUUUUUCUUUAAAUGAGACACCUGUCACCCAGCCUGGAGUGCAGUGGUGUGAUCAUGGCUCCCUGAAACCUCAAACUCCUGGGCUCAAGUGAUCAUCCUGCCUCAGCCUCCCAAGUAGCUGGGACCACAAACGUGCACCACCAUGCCUGGCAACUUUUCAAAUUUGUUUUAUUUUUUGUAGAGACAGGGUCUCCCUACGUUGUUCAGGCUGGUCUUGAACUUCUGGGCUCAGGGGACCCUCUUGUUUCGGCCUCCCAAAAUGUAGUGUUGGCACAAACUUUUAUUGAAGUAUAAUUUACAUUACAGAAAGGGGUGCCUAAGUGGUUCACUAAAUUUUUCACAAACUGAAUGUAUCUAUUUAAGCCUCACCAGACUGAGCAACCAACAUUAUCAGCACUGAGCAGCCCCCUCAUGCCCCCUUCUGGUCCAUGCCCAUGCCCACCCCCACCCCAGGCUGACAGCAUACUGACAUCUAACCAUAUGGACUGGAGUUUCUUGUUUCUGUGCUCUGUAUAAAGAGAGGACGCACAGGAUGUGUACCUACGGUGUGUCAUCUCUUGUCUCUGGCCUCACUGGCUUGAUGUUACCUUGGGAGGUGUCACUGUUGCUGUGUCAGUGUAGAUCAUUUUCAUGGCUGUGUUGUAUUGGCUGGGACCUUUUUUAUCGAAGGGAGCUUGGACACUCUGCAUGCCCCAGUGUGCUCAGGAAGAGCACGCACUGGAUGGAAAGUUGGCUGGGUGCGGUGGCUCACGCCUGUAAUCCCAGCACUUUGGGAGGCCAAGGUGGGCAGAUCACUUGAGGUCAGGAAUUCGAGACCAGCCUGGCCAACAUAGUGAAACCUCAUCUCUACUAAAAAUACAAAAAUUAGCCAGGUGCUCUGGCGCACCCCUGUAAUCCCACCUACUCGGGAGGCUGAGGCAGGAGAAUCCCUUGAAUCUGGGAGGUGGAGGUUGCAGCAAGCCAAGAUCGUGCCGCUGCACUCCAGCCUGGGCAACAGAGCGAGACCCUAUCUCAAAAAAGAAGAAAAAGGAGAAAGCUAAUGUUAAUUUUUUAGACAAGUAGUUGAGGACACUCAUUUCCAGAA
Molecule: messenger RNA, 2831 nt
Organism: Symphalangus syndactylus (siamang)
Lineage: Eukaryota; Metazoa; Chordata; Mammalia; Primates; Hylobatidae
Gene: BCAS4
Product: breast carcinoma amplified sequence 4
Cellular component (GO): BLOC-1 complex
Source: RefSeq, a predicted model, not a curated record